This is a messenger RNA of Polyodon spathula (Mississippi paddlefish), 2809 nucleotides long. RefSeq names its product PDZ and LIM domain protein 2-like. The transcript is spliced from 10 exons. Gene Ontology annotation, molecular function: muscle alpha-actinin binding; actin binding. The record is from RefSeq and is a predicted model, not a curated record. The coding region runs from base 411 to 1511 and encodes 366 amino acids. Gene Ontology annotation, cellular component: adherens junction; Z disc; stress fiber. Gene Ontology annotation, biological process: actin cytoskeleton organization; heart development; muscle structure development. Lineage: Eukaryota; Metazoa; Chordata; Actinopteri; Acipenseriformes; Polyodontidae.
AUUAACCCAGGUCCACGGACGCGUCACCCUCUCUCUCUCUCUCUUUUUUUUAAGUUGGUUACCACAGGAAGGGAAAGUUUGAGAGCUUCUGAAUAACUUAUUUCAGACUGCAACAGCACGAUCACAUGCAACAAGUAUAAAACAGCAGCGACUGAGUGUGUGUUUUUUUUAGGAAGCGUAAGCGGUGCCAACCUGCCUGCGCUAUCCCGCAGCUCUCCAGAAAACGCAGGCACCGGUCCGGGGCACCGCUCAGUGGUGUCGAGCUGUAUAACCCUGCUCUGUCUCAUUUUAAGAGGAGUGUUUUUUUUGUUGUAAGUGUGGAAAGGAGAGCACGAUACAUCCCUUUUUUUUUUAGGUCCCAGACUGUCCUUGAAGACUGACAGCAGUGGGUGUCUGCCUGUUGCUAAGGGAUGUCGCUGAACGUAAAUUUGAUUGGCCCGUCUCCCUGGGGCUUCAGGAUAUCUGGAGGGCGGGACUUCAAGAAGCCCAUCGCUGUUUCCAAGGUGAGUGCCGGCAGCAAGGCAGAGGUCGCUGACCUUCGACCCGGUGAUGUCAUCCUGGAGAUUAAUGGUCAGGGCACAGCGGAUAUGCUCAACGUGGAGGCCCAGAACAAGAUCAAGACCAGCAAGGCACAGCUGCUUCUCACUGUGGACAGGUCGGAGCCUGCUUCUCCCGGACAGACGAACGGGAUCCUGACCCCGGAACGCUUAUCUUCGCAGUUCCAGGAGGCGCUCCAGGUCAGCCGAGACGAGAACCAGAACUACAGCAAGCCCUUGCACCGGAGCCCCUGCUCCCCCGAGCCUCUCGCCCCUCGACACUCCCCUGGCUACAGCAAGCCAGACACGCCCCCCAGCGCUAGGAGCUUCCAGUCUCGCUCCUGGUCUCCUGUAGACAAGAGUUUCAGCCCUAAAGUGUCCUUGGACUCCCCACGUCUCCAGGAGCCAGUGGCAGAUGUGCGGAGGAACUCCCUACCCCGCAUCCCCACCCCCCCAGGCUGGACCCCCCCUCGCAGCCCCAGAGAGCGCCCCCUGGAUUCCUGGGAGACGAGGGCCUCCCCCAGCAGCAGCUCGGACGCAGCCAUGCACAAGUUUGACAGAGACUCUGAGGUGUACAAGAUGAUCCAGGAGAAUAAGGAGUCCCGCACAGCCCCCCGGCAAUCCAGCACCUUCCGCCUGCUGCAAGAGGUGCUGGAAUCUGAUGAGCAAGCGGCGACGGUCCGAUUCCCAGGAGCGUUGUCUCCCAGCCCACAGAAAGCAGUGGGCUCUGUCGCCGGGGUUACCAAGUUCCACAUCUGUGAGAAAUGCGACACCAGCAUAGUGACGCAGGCGGUGCGCAUAGUGGAGGAUCGAUACCGACACCCCGAGUGCUACACCUGCACGCAGUGCGGCCUCAACCUCAAGAUGAGGGGACACUUCUGGGUGGGGGAGGAGAUGUUCUGCGAGAAGCACGCCCGCGAGCGAUACCAGGGGCCCUCGGGGGCCACCCCCACAACCGUCCACCCCAAGUCCUAGAGAGGAGAAAACACCGACACAGAAACUCUGCAGCAUGUUGAAACACCCUGGCCUGGGUCACACAGGACUAAAGCUGGGCAGCAAACAACCCUUACAUACCCCACUGACCCACAGCUCCACUGAGGGAGGGAGGGAGACCAAGCAGGGGUGUGUGUGUGUGUGUGUGUGUUCGUUGCACAGUCCCAGUGAGAAACCCACCAGCUUUGUUGGCUUGUUGAAUUAUAUGUCGCCGACAGUGUCCAGAGCUUUUGUGUAGGACUCCUGCCCUCGAUUUUCAAAGUUUCCCAUAGGAAAAGCACAGCAAAGUCUGAUAAAGCAUCAAGAGGGACGAUAAAGCAUAUUUAAAAAAAUAUGGCAAACGUAAAUGCAUAAUAUAUAACAGUGGAAGAAAAAGCAGGGGCAUUGGUCAUGCACGUUUUCCAUGGUGAGCUUGAAGUGUGUGUGGAGUGUGAUGGUUUUCAUACAGACACCCCUAAACACACACACACACACACACACACACACACACACGUAUUGUGUAUCUGUUUUUAUAUAUAUGCUGCAAAAUUAGCAUAAUCUCUGCAUUGAGUUUAUAUACAGCAUAUGCAUAUUUUAUGUAGGUAAACACUUCUUGCAUAAUGAAAUGCGUCCAUUGUGGGUCAUCCUUCAAGAAACAGCUGCCCCAGACAUGCCCUCUAUUACAGCUCUGUGAGAAACCAGCAGCCUUUAUCUGUGUCUUUAUACAGCACUGCAGUGUUCCUGUCUUAUUUAAGGACCCCAAGGUUUUUCCUGUGUGUCUGGGGGUAUUUCAACAGCUGUAUAACUGCCCCUGCUUCCAGUUCACAGCUGGCAGGUUGGGUGGGAGUGACGUGUCCAGAUUUUGCCCCGAGCCUGAAAACAGUGUGCAGGGUUUCAAACUGUAGUGCUGAAUGAAAUGUUCAGACUCUCAGCAGACUUUACUUCAUUGAGAACAUAAAGAAAUGACAGCUUUGUGAGAGGGAAGAAUUCAAAUCAUGAUACUUGUGAACUAUCCUAUUUUCCUAUUGCAUUCAAAUGAAACAUGUUGGUUAGCAUGUAUCUGUUUAACGAGAUAUGGGCGGGGGGAGGUGUGUAUGCAGUGGAGCCCAGAUCCAGAACCUUUUGCUCUGAUGGGGGUAAUAAUUCUAUACAAUUUGCAUAUGAUAAACCGUAUGGGGGUGGGGAUAUACACAUAUGAAUAUUUUAUUGUUAUUUUUGCUUGCAAAAAAAGAUUGUACAAUAAAAACAAAACAAAUUGUGCUGCAACCCUGAACAUAAUGUGUAGGGUUUCGAAACUGUAC